AUGGGGAAAGAUCAUUGCCCUUUCAUAGUCAAGCUUGCAGAAGGAGGAUUUAAGAAGGUCUUCCUCUUAGGAACAAACUCUGGUAAAGAAGUCAUAGCACGGAUUCCUACUCCCAUUGCUGGUCCUCCCCAUUACACCACCGCCAGCGAGAUUGCUACGAUGGCCUUCUUGCGAGAUAUUCUAGAAGCUCCGAUCCCAAAGGUCUUGGUGUCCUCGACAGAUUCGACUAAUCCAGUUGGCGCAGAGUGCAUCAUUAUGGAACGGAUAGAAGGGUUCUGGCACGGCGGUCGAAGUGAAACUAAGAUUGACCGUGGUCCCUGGCUCUCGCCCAAAGAUUGCUUUACAUCCGCUGCUCGCCGAGAGACCGCCUGCAUAUUGCAACAUGCAAAACCCCGGCCUCGAAGUACAUUUCUUCACCCUACCACUUCAGAUAUCGAACCGUCGGAAUAUACCUCACUCCUCUCGAAAUUCCUGAAACUUGCCCCUUCGUUGAUACCAACAAACCCAGACCAUACUUCUCCCAUUCUGCGACAUCCGGACUUGAAUCUGAACAACAUCUUGAUAGCGCCCAAUUCCGCAAAGAUUGCUAGACAGAUUAAAGCAAAAGCUGAAUUUCGCUCCGAGGAAGCAAAUCUCUACUACACAGCAGCUACUGGGUUGUAUAAUGAUAUCCACUGGAGCGCCUUGAAGAUCCCGCACCUUGGCAUGCGACACUAUCUGUAUCAACAAACAGGGUACCCUUGGGAUGGAGAUGUCAUUAACAUUCGUGCUGCUCUUGUUGGUAUUGACCCUGAAGGUGGUACAGAACCUGCGAACUUUGACUGGGCGUCUUGGAGGAACUUGGAAUAUAGAUUAGAGAUGCUACGGCAGGCCGAAGAGGAUGAGCGUGAUAUCUGCUGGCGGAACUGGCCCUUCAAGGACGAUACGGACAUCUCUUCUCCGCCAAGGGAUUCGCUGGUGGUCACCCACCCAACUACUAACCUCCCGGCGUGUGGCUUGAGUACGGCUGAGCGGACGGGAAGCCCUAUUUUCCACACCCUGUGGUCAACAAAGGCCCUGCGUGACAAAUUGAGCUUUAUCCGCGUAUUUAUCUCCCAAUUACUUAACAAAAAUGUUACUUCGACUCCCAACCCACCGAAUCGACCAUGCCAAUCAUUGAUGGGGCUGGAGAUGCAGGAACAUUGUCAGAACGAUGCUGAUUCCUCAGAAGAGACAAUCACCGUUGUCAUUGACCAGCAUAUUAUCGAACAAGAGUCCGUUAGUAACAUGAAAAUUGUGCACUUGAAGCAGCCACCAAACUGUAUUGCAAUGGGCUACUCCGGAUACAUCUGCAAAGCCGACCAAAAUACCAUCAUUAAACAUCCAAGGUACCUUCCCGAUAACGAGCCUUACAAUCAAAUUUACCGCGAUAUGAUCAGCACAGAGAGGCAGAUCUACGAGUGCCUGGGAAGUCAUAAAGGGAUUAUUCCCUACUUAGGUGUUCACGACCACUCUACGGGCGCGAUAAAACUCGCAUGCGCACAACAAGGCGAUCUUGAAAACUAUAUUCAAAACCACGAUAAGCCUUCUGAAGCAAUCCGGGCUUCAUGGAUUGAAACAAUUGUCGAGACAUUCUGGUAUAUCUAUUCUCGCAAGGUUCUCCACCAGGACGUCAAGCCCAACAACAUACUUGUUCAUGAUGAAAGCCCAAAGGUCGCUGACUUUGGUAAUGCUGAAAUAUUUGCGUUGUAUGCUAAUAUGGAGGCUAUUUACAUGAAAGAUCCCUUUUCGCGGGUCGACAUACUCGGCAUUGGAUGCAUCAUUUAUUCAAUAGCAGCAUGGCGAUCGCUGGCCGGAUUCGGGAGAUCUCCCUGUGAUAAGUGGAUUGCUUUGUGA
Messenger RNA from Aspergillus welwitschiae, 1875 nucleotides. RefSeq lists its product as uncharacterized. The transcript has 10 exons. The coding region runs from base 1 to 1875 and encodes 624 amino acids. Gene Ontology annotation, cellular component: mitochondrion. Gene Ontology annotation, biological process: protein phosphorylation. The record is from RefSeq and is a predicted model, not a curated record. Gene Ontology annotation, molecular function: ATP binding; protein kinase activity. Lineage: Eukaryota; Fungi; Ascomycota; Eurotiomycetes; Eurotiales; Aspergillaceae.